Stegastes partitus (bicolor damselfish) is the source of this 4764-nucleotide messenger RNA. RefSeq names its product Josephin domain containing 1 (gene josd1). Gene Ontology annotation, molecular function: cysteine-type deubiquitinase activity. The record is from RefSeq and is a predicted model, not a curated record. Gene Ontology annotation, biological process: protein deubiquitination. The coding region runs from base 653 to 1447 and encodes 264 amino acids. The transcript has 5 exons. Lineage: Eukaryota; Metazoa; Chordata; Actinopteri; Pomacentridae.
CAGGAAAAAAGUGGCAGAGACAAAGGACCGAGCAGCCUUCAGGGGGGGAGAGGACACAGCAGAGUCAGCUUUUAGACCGGUUUCUGACGGUCCAGCUGUGACUCCACCGCCGGGAGACGAGCUGUGAAAGUGAGGCUUCAUGGUCAGCACUGUGGUGAUGGAAAGAACUGCAAAGCUAUAGGCUGCUGUGGAAAGAGCUGUCAGCGCACACAAACACAGAGGAUGGAGGAAGUGGAAACACGGAGAGAGUAAUGGCAGUUUGAUUGACAACACAGCUGUGGCAUUGUUGGAGGAGUAAUCUUUCAUUUGGGAGCAUCUGGAGUAUCUUUGUUUGCGAUUUUUUUCCUGGUAAUUCCAUCUCGAGUUCCUCCUUCUGCCCCCUCCUCCCUUUCGGCAACUUCAGAUCUAUUCUUUAGAGAGAGCAGGUGCUGCUGUGUUGAACGGCCACAGGUCUCUUUACCUUGCAACCCCCACCUCCCGCUAGACAGCACACAGCAACACACAAGCUCCUCUCUUCCAAGCUGGCUGAGAGGUUGCCAUGGCAAUGGUUGUCAUGAUGCCGAUGUAGCGUCCUGAAAGUAGUGGUGGUGGAGGUAGUGGUGGAGCUGGAGGAGGUGGUGGCUCCGGCGGUGGUGGUGGUGAACGUCCAGGGAUGGGAAGCGCUCCGUAUCCAGCCGGUGAGUGGAAGGGGAAGGGGCGAGGAGGCCUGCAGGAGCUGGGCUGUAUGCCCUGGAAGGUCAGCAAGCAGAAAGGUGGCGGCGGCGGAGGAGGAGGAGGAGGGGGGGAGGUAGUGGUGGGAGCCGAGGAGAGGAGGUGCAGGGAUCCCAGGGAUGCUCAGCAGCAGGAUCUCUCGUCGUCCUCCUCCUCCCUCACCCCCCCAGCUCCUCCCCAGCCUUCUCUGACACCUCCGGCCAUUUAUCAUGAGAAGCAGCGGAGGGAGCUGUGCGCCCUGCACGCGCUCAACAACGUCUUCCAGGAUGGGACAGCCUUCAGCCGGGACACCCUGCAGGAGAUCUACCAGAGACUUUCUCCCAGCACGAUGGUGACGCCUCACAAGAAGAGCAUGCUGGGAAAUGGGAACUAUGACGUAAAUGUCAUCAUGGCAGCCCUGCAGACCCGAGGGUUUGAGGCUGUUUGGUGGGAUAAAAGAAGGGAUGUCGGCAGCAUCGAGCUGUCCAACGUGGAGGGCUUCAUUCUGAACGUACCGUCCAAUCUGCGCUGGGGACCCCUCCGGCUGCCCCUCAAACGGCAGCACUGGAUAGGCGUCAGAGAGGUGGGAGGAUUCUACUACAACCUGGACUCAAAGCUGCGUAACCCUCAACCCAUUGGCAAUCCGGAUGAGCUCAGGAAGUUUCUCCGCCAGCAGCUGCGAGGGAAGAACUGUGAACUCCUAUUAGUCGUCUCAGAAGAAGUGGAGGCACACCAAACGUGGCGGUCUGACGGCUAACGGUUUAACCAGCCAAUCGCAGCUCCAACUGGGCCAAAAAAGGCCACUCACAGAAUAAACGGGAGAGGAAGUAGCGUUGUGCACAGCCAAUCGCAUCGAUGCACACUUGCAGAUGUGUUUUUUCCCCCCUUUUUUGGGUUUUGUUUACACGGCCAUUGCUGGACACUUAUCUGAUAAGAUACAAAGCAAUGAAGGAAGCAAACACUUUACAGGGAGAAUCAAAGAAUCACAGUCAUUUCUCACAACACAGUUAAGACUUACAAAAUGUUAUCCUGUUUCUGCUAUUGUUGUGUUUUUAUACAUAUUGAUACAUAUUUUUCAGUGUCAGUUUCAAUCUGUUGAAUUUCUUUCUUUUUUUUUUGUCUUUCCUUUUUUUUACUUUUCAAGUUUCCAAAGCCGUGAGAGUUCAGGCUUUCUGAAAAAUGCUGUUUAUCUGCCUGUCUCCUUCAGUGCUCCUCCCUGCUUCAGCCAUGAUGUUCACUGAUGUGUCUUCGUGUUUCCGUCUCUUCCUUCAUGUCGUGAAUCUCUUGUCUGCAUCCUUCACUUUCACCAAAGCGUGCCCUUCCUUGCCUCGGCGUGACUCCAUCUCAUCCCUCUUUGCUAUUCCUUUUUCAUAUCACAAGUCACAAUCGGUGAUUUAUCACGUUGCCAACUUUGUAUUUCAACACUUCCCAAACACUUUUGGCACAGGCUGAGCCUUUACUGUAGAGUCUGUGCCGACACAACGGUUUUAUAUGGCAACAAAGCAAUGCAACACCCGGGCCAAGCACUCCCUCUAGUGGAUGUUUGUCUCAGUUUCCUUCCAAGGAAACGUAACAUCAUCAUUCAUCCAGUUGUUUUGAGUUGUUCACAUUUGAAUGGUUACUGUAAAGUGAUGAAGUUUACUUAUCAUCAAGGAAGUAUUGCAAUACUAACAAUUAUUGCCCUUUAGCAGAAUUAUUCUGUAACAGGAUGUCAUCAAGGUGUGGUGAGAACUGCUGUCUAAAUUAUUGAUAAAAUCAUAUGCAGCUAAUCUGGAGACCUUGGCCAUACUUUGUAUGUAUAUGCUCAGUUCCCAUAUAACAUUUCAUCUUUUAGCUUAGAAAAAGUAUUCAGCUAAACAGCCACGACUCAAGGUCUUCUUGCUUGCUUGCUCUGGAGCUUUUGACCAUAUCGCACCAUCUUCAUCAGCAGAUGGAGUUCACUCAGCUGCACACAACUGCAGGAGUUCUACUAAGUACAGGGGGAGGCACUAAUGUUCGAACAUUCCAGCAGAGCGGGAAUGAUUAGUUUGAUCAGUGAACUUGCAGAUAAUUAAAGCUGGAGUAGGCAGUGUUUUCCACACCAACCAGUCGCUGUGUUGUAAUUCAAGUGGUCUGAGAAAGAACUUCUAAACCAAAAGUAGCUUCUUAAACCAAAAAUAUCUGAAUACUUACCUAUGAAUUGAGGCUAGUUUUGCUGGUCUGAUCAAAUUUCUUGCGAUUUUGGACUGUUGAUCUGGCAAAACAAAAUGUUUUUGUGUUUUCAGUUAAUAUGUAUUUGACAAGACAGUGAAGAAAGACAGGAAACUGGGAUGGAGGUUAAAGGAGAAGCAUACAGACAAUGGUUUAGUUGGCCUAGAAUUAUGCUGGGGACUCGCUGCUCAGGACCUUUGUGCCCAGAUGGCAUGUGUUUUAACUUCUUGGGUACUGGGUUAAAGCAAGUGAUUUAAAUAUAAAGUACAAAGUAGUGCAAAUUGUGAUGGAUGCUUUCCCCAAUUUUGUCAAACUGUAUUGAUUUGGAAACAACUGGCCAAUAUCUCUUUUUGAGCAAAAAGAACUGAAAAGAACUUUUCAGCAUGCAACGCAAAGUUUAUCUCAAAUAACUGGUGUUGUGGUGUUUGAAUGGAAUUCCUUGUGAAACCAAGCAGUCGUGUCUGCUUUUUUUCCCUUUUGAUUGAUUUCUGCUUACUUCAGCUUUAAUUGAUAACAAUUACUGGUAGAUAGGCACAGCCUUACUUUUAAGUACAUGUGGUUAUAUGGCAACUGAGCAAACCGUAUCUUCUAAUGGUGACUGUGUAAUAUGGUCAAAAGCUCCAGAACAAGCAAGCAAGCGGACUUUGAGUUUCAACAACAGAUUUUGUCACUAAAAUCUUGUCAAUAUGAAGAAAUGAUUUUAUUUUUCUAUUUCACACACUUCUACCUAAUUACAGCCACAAUCAUUUCUUACACAGUUUCAAAUGACGCAUCACAGACAGAUGACAAAACAAUUACACACUAAAGGGCCUGACAUUUACUUGUUGUAGUUUUUUUGUUUUUUUUUUCUUUUUAUUGUUGUUUUGGCUCCAACACUCAUCCAAAGGGUCACCACCACAGCAGCCCUCUGUAGCACUGGAGCUCAGGCCUUCUCCUCAUCCUCUUCUCAAAUGUCUUCUGUCAAACCUGCCAAGCAGCUCUGAGAGGAUGUCACUGAUUGUCCCAACAAGUCUGUACGGUCAGCAGUGGUAGUUGUGUCAAGUUGUAGUGUGAGGAGGAUUUUGGUGGUUGGGUGGGUGAAGAAAAGUUUGAAAGUCUGUAGAAGGAGGCGAGAUGGAGAACAGUCUGGGCAGUAACUAAUCCAGACGAAGAAAACAUGAUAUGGAAAGAGAAAGUUGAUAAGCUGGCUAGUGAUGAAACAUCCAGCCAGGCGUGUGUUGUGUUUAAGUAUUGUGAAAUGAGCCUUAUGAGAGAUUUCGCUGUUGUAGCUUUCAGAUUUAUCAGCUUAAAUGUUUAUACUAUAUACUGUAUGUAUUGUCUGUUAAUGACAAUAUUGGCCUUAACUUGUUUACAUAAAAAUAUAUGUGUUGCUCUGAAAGAUUAAGAGGGGCUGUGCAGUUUGACGCCAUUUCAGGAGAUUAAUUCCAAAGCAGCAGUUUGUCAUAAAAUUAGAGGAGAAACCUGCUGAUGCUCAUCCAAUAUAGGGAGCAACUAAUCUGUAAUGAUGUUUUCACUUUUGCCGCCAAGGACUUUAUGUUAUUUACAAAAGUUUGAAAUAGUAUGACUUUUAUAAAGAAAAGAUCACACGAUUUCAGUGGUGCAUGUCUUAUUUUGAAUCUUCUACUCCAGCCCAGUCUGUAAACCUUUAACGUCACAUUAUAUCCAACCUGCAUUGGAACAUCUGAGAAAUUGUCGUUAAUUUGCUGAGUUGUCAAAUCAAUCACAUCAUGACGAGUGUCGCACAUUUGCAUUUCUUUCUUUCUUUUUUUUUUGCCAUGACAAUCCAUUCAGCCCUUCCUACUUGAGGAAUCCUGAUUGUCACUGUAUUUUUUUUUUUUUUUUUUGCAUAAAAAUAAAAUGCUUAUAAUGGCACUUUAUGUAUAA